Messenger RNA from Aspergillus mulundensis, 1557 nucleotides. Its product is annotated as CRAL-TRIO domain-containing protein. Lineage: Eukaryota; Fungi; Ascomycota; Eurotiomycetes; Eurotiales; Aspergillaceae. Bases 1 to 1557 code for a protein of 518 amino acids. The record is from RefSeq and is a predicted model, not a curated record. The transcript has 5 exons.
AUGGCUUACGUCGGUCACACUCCACCAGGAUGGCUCGGGAACCUGUCCGCCGACCAGGAAACAAAACUACAGCAGAUGUGGAAUAUCGUUCUCGUACUGCUGGACGCUGUUUCGCUGGGCGCCCCGGAGCAACCCAUCGAGAACCAGACCGGCGAGGCUGGAAAGCCCGCUGCGGCGCUGACCCGAACCGACACCUUGGCCUCAGCCAACGGAACAAACGCCUUCACCGCACACCUCGCCCAAACGCUCAAAGAGACCGGCCUGACCACGAACGAAAUCAAAUCGCUCAAAGAUGUCUUGCAUGAUACGACGGCGGAGGAGCUGCGCGCGGGCCUGCUGAGCACAGCCAAGAACGACAACCCGGACGCCUUGCUGCUGCGAUUCUUGCGCGCUCGCAAGUUCGAUGUCGGCAAGUCGUUUAACAUGAUGCUGCGGUCGAUGCUGUGGCGGAUUAAGCAGGUCCGCGUCGAUGAAAAGGUCCUCCUCACCACGGAGUUGGACGCCCUCAGGGAAACAAAGGACAAGUCGAAGUCUCACGAGGCCAAGGAGGCCGAAGGCUUUCUUUCGCAGAUGCGCAUGGGCAAAUGCUACCAGCACGGUCAUGAUAAGCAAGGCCGUCCGGUUGGCGUCGUGCGUGUCAAGUUGCACAAGCCGUCUGCACAGAGCACCGAGGCCAUCAACCGGUUCAUCCUUCACGUCCUCGAGUCGACUCGGCUGUUGCUAGUGCCGCCAGUUGACACAGUGACCAUCGUAUUCGAUCUCACUGGUUUCUCUCUCUCUAACAUGGAAUACCCACCCGUCAAAUUCAUCAUCGAAUGCUUCCAAGACAACUACCCCGAAUCUCUCGGAAACCUACUCAUCCACAACGCCCCCUGGAUCUUCUCCGGCAUCUGGAAAAUCAUCAAAGGCUGGAUGGACCCGGUGAUCGUCUCAAAAGUGCACUUCACAAACAGCGUAAAAGACUUGGGCAACUUCAUCGACGUCGACAAGAUCCCCAAGGAAUUAGGCGGCAAGGAAGAUUGGGCAUACAAAUACGUCGAACCGGUCGAAGGCGAGAACGCCCUGAUGGAGGACACAGCCGCAAGAGACGUUCUGCAGGCGGAGCGCCUCAAGAUCGGCGAAGACUUACUCCGCGAAACCUCGAAGUGGAUCAAAGCCGGUGGCGAGCAUAACAAGGAAGAUGUCAAAGCGCUCCAGAGCAAGCGCGACGAUCUUAUCGAGCAGCUGCGGGUCAACUACUGGAAAAUGGACCCGUAUACGCGUGGCCGGAAUGCCCUGGACCGCACGAAUGUUAUACAAGCUGGUGGCAAGGUUGACUUCUAUCCUAGCGAGGUUGUCGCCCCGGUUGAGGAGCUCAAGAAGCUUGAUAUUGAGCAGGUUGAGCGGGAAGAGGUGAAGGACCCGAUUUACACCCCUGACCUGUCAGAUGACUUCCCUGCAUCGCAAUGCGAAAGGGUUUUCAGUACCGUCAUGACACAACACAUCGAGAAUGGUGUCUUAUCCGCCGAACAGAGACUUCAAACAUACAAGAGCGAAGAUGACGCUGAGCAACGAUGA